This is a messenger RNA of Capra hircus (goat), 924 nucleotides long. Its product is annotated as endogenous retrovirus group K member 8 Pol protein-like. Gene Ontology annotation, molecular function: aspartic-type endopeptidase activity. The annotation marks the transcript as partial. Lineage: Eukaryota; Metazoa; Chordata; Mammalia; Artiodactyla; Bovidae. The transcript has a single exon. The record is from RefSeq and is a predicted model, not a curated record. Gene Ontology annotation, biological process: proteolysis.
UCAGUCUUAAACCAAAAAGAUGGACCCAUGUCUAAGAAAAGUAGCUGGGUGCAGGGAGCAACCGGGACUAAACGAUAUGGAUGGACUACAAAAUGGCAUGUGAACUUGGGGGUCCACCAGGUAACCCAUUCUUUUCUGGUGAUACCUGAGUGUCCAGUGCCCUUGUUGGGAAGGGAUUUACUGUCUAAAGUGAAUGCCCAAAUUCAUUUUGACCACAGACAAGUGUCGGUUUUAGAUGGGACCGGGCAUCCUCUUCAGGUCCUGUCUCUGGCAUUAAAAGAUGAAUACAGACUCUGCUUGCCAGAGGCCCCAGUGACAAUAAGCCCCAAAGUACAACCAUGGGUUCAAAGAUACCCUCAGGCCUGGGCUGAAACAGCAGGAAUGGAACUGGCCAAACAGAGGCCCCCUAUCAUUGUGGAACUGAAAGCCAGUGCUUCCCUGGUGAGGGUACGACAGUAUCCCAUGAGCCAAGAGGCUCAACAAGGAAUUACUCCUCAUAUACAAUGCCUCAUAGACGCUGGGGUCCUGAAAAGGUGCCGGUCCCCAUGGAACACUCCCCUGUUGCCUGUGAAAAAGCCUGGGGGAACUGAUUUUAGACCGGUUCAAGAUCUACAAGAAGUCAACAAACGGGUGAGUGAUAUUCAUCCUACAGUUCCUAACCCUUAUACAUUGCUAAGCAACUUGCCUCCAAACUACAUUUGGUAUACUGUUUUAGAUUUAAAAGAUGCCUUUUUCAGUUUGCCUCUUGCCCCCGCAAGCCAAGAGAUCUUUGCCUUCGAAUGGCAGGAAGACAGUGAUCAGACCCCUGUGCAGCUGACAUGGAUUCGCUUACCACAGGGUUUCAAAAACUCGCCCACAUUAUUUAAUGAGGCCCUGGACAAAGACCUCCAUGAGUAUCGGGUUGAACACCCUACCAUUGUUUUA